Messenger RNA from Athene cunicularia (burrowing owl), 2838 nucleotides. It is a transcript of the gene SCAMP5, whose product is annotated as secretory carrier membrane protein 5. The transcript has 6 exons. Lineage: Eukaryota; Metazoa; Chordata; Aves; Strigiformes; Strigidae. Gene Ontology annotation, biological process: protein transport. Gene Ontology annotation, cellular component: recycling endosome membrane; trans-Golgi network membrane. The record is from RefSeq and is a predicted model, not a curated record. The coding region runs from base 114 to 821 and encodes 235 amino acids.
ACCUGACCACUUCACAUCACUUUUUCUCUCAUUUUCCUGCAGCUUUGGUAAAGCUCCCAGGGCUUUUUUUCCCUACUUUUCCUGUGGAACAGAGAGGCUGAGCGUGUGCCAGCAUGGCAGAAAAAGUGAACAACUUCCCUCCCCUGCCGAAGUUCAUCCCCUUGAAGCCAUGUUUCUACCAGGACUUUGACGCAGAGAUCCCACCGCAGCACCGUACCAUGGCCAAGCGGCUUUACUACCUCUGGAUGCUGAACAGCAUCACCUUGGCGGUGAAUCUCGUUGGCUGCCUCGCAUGGCUGAUUGGAGGCGGUGGAGCUGUUAAUUUUGGACUGGCAAUUCUCUGGCUCAUUCUCUUUACGCCCUGCUCCUAUGUCUGCUGGUUUAGACCUAUUUACAAAGCUUUCAAGACAGACAGUUCCUUCAGCUUCAUGGCCUUCUUCUUCACCUUCAUGGCCCAGCUGGUGAUCAGCAUUAUCCAGGCAGUGGGAAUCCCUGGCUGGGGUGUCUGUGGCUGGAUUGCAGCGAUUUCCUUCUUUGGGACCAACGUGGGGUCGGCUGUGGUGAUGCUGAUCCCCACCGUCCUGUUCACAGGGAUGGCAGUCUUCUCCUUCAUUGCUCUCACUAUGGUACAUAAGUUUUACCGAGGGAGUGGCGGGAGCUUCAGCAAAGCCCAGGAGGAGUGGACCACGGGGGCGUGGAAGAACCCCCACGUGCAGCAGGCAGCACAGAACGCAGCGAUGGGGGCGGCGCAGGGUGCCAUGAUGCAGCACGAGACACAGUACUCGGCCACCCCAAACUACACCUACUCCAACGAGAUGUGAGCAGCAGGACACUGUCCUCGGGCGAAAGAUCUGGGGGGGAAGGGAGGAGGAGGAGGAGGAAGGCUGAGCCAAGUUUCUGCAGCUAUUUGAGAAAGUCGGAGCGUACCAUAACGGUUCUUAUUUUCCUGUUCUUUGUAAUGAGAUCGUUUUGGGUUUUUUCAUUUUUUUUUUUCCCCCUGUUGUCAUCUUGAGCUCUUCUUUUCUCCUUUAUUUUUCAUUUUGAAGAGGCCAUUGAGCUGACCUGCAGGGCUCUUGUUGUGUGUGGUAGUAAGUGUAUGUUCACGUGUCUUCUUUUUCCCUGUGAAAUAGUGUAUGGUGGUGGUUUUUUAAUUACUGUGGUGAUAGGUGUACAUUAGAACUACAUGAGCCAAAAGCCCCCCACCCACCCCCAAAAGGGAAAGAUAAAAAUAGCAACCAGCACCCAUCUCCCCUCUUGGAAUAAGCCCUGAACCACAGGUUUCUGACGUGAGUUUUCUCUUUCAGUUGGUAGUGUCCAGCCACUUGCCACUGUCUCAGCAAGGGCAAGCAAUCCAGGGAAUUCUCCCUUUUCUUUUGCUUUUUAACUAGCAGGUGGCUGGCUGAUUUAGCAUUUGAAAAACAUGGAGGGGGGAAAAAAAGAAACCCUCAAUCCUGCUGUUGAUAUGCUGGAAGCCAAGAGAUUCCUAAUCUACACCCUGGCUCAGGAUCUACAACUUCUCUCAGUGCGUGGUGUUGUAAAUGAGUAGUUUACAUUUUGAUGUGGAAGACCAGUAUUUGUGCGUGACUGUGGGCAGGAGCCCCGGCGCAGUGUGUGUGCGUGCGCGUGUGCAUGUGUUGGGCGUGUUGGGGAGCAAGGACAGGUUUUCCCUGCAGGAUACAACCGUCCCAUUCCAGAUUCUGCAUCCUGAGUCAGUUUUUUAAAGGCUUCCGCUUUGAAAAGCGGCUAUAAAAUUGGCAGAGAAUUUCUCAGAGGACCUAUUCUUGGGUAAGGUUUGCCAGCCUGUAUGCAAGCACAUACAACCAGACUAUGUAAAUAGCGAGGCCAAGAUUUGUCCCUCUUAGCUUUUGAGGUGUGCACUAACUUAAGGCUCUUUAGGAAACCUCCAGGCCGGUGGGAAGGAUUCCUGCUCACUUGUGCUUCUAAAAAGCGCAGUGAAACGUGGCCAUGUAUUUUCCUGAUGCAGAAAUCCCUCCUCCUGUCAGCCCUGAAUUCCUGCCCAGUUAGGGGAGGUCGGGCUUGCAUCUUAGUGGGAGGCAGCUGAGCUCAGACUAACACCUUUUGGGCUGUGGCAACCGGGGAAGGUGACUGGUAGACCCUGGAAAAGGUGGGUUUGUAAAUGGGAGCUGAUGGAUGCUGCAGGGCAGGAGUAGGGAAAGCUCCUUCUUAGAGAUGCUUUUCAGACUCUAAAUGCACUUUAAAUAAGCCAAAUUUUUCUCCAAGUCCUAGAAAAGCAGCCCAAACAGAAUCUAAUCUGGCCCCUUGGCUCAAACAUCUCUUGCCUGCUGCAGGCAACAAGCUCAGUGUGCCAGUGCUUAUGCCCACAGCUAGCCAGAGCUGUGCGAGUCCCCAGCCCCUGGCCCUCUGGCCCCUCUAGCUGUCCGGUGAUGUUUGUCUGUGACUCCUACCCGUGAGAAUUACCCUGAAGAGGAACUUCUCCUUUCCAGCAAAGCACACCAAGAAUAGUUUCCUUUUUAAGGAUAUCACUUCAGUCACUCUGCAGUAGGCAGUCAUUUCUUGACAAGACUAAAAUGCAGCUAAUGAUAAAAUGCCUGUCUCUGUGUGUGUGUGCGUGUGUAUAUAUAUGUAUAAAAUGUAAGGAGAAAAGUAAUCCUUUGCUGAGCCUAUUAUGUACUUAAUCAGGUUUAAAUAUUGUGCAAUUCAUUUAUAGCUAGCCUAAAACUUACUAUGCCAAAUCACAUGCUCUGUCAUCCAUGUCUGAGAAAUGAUGAAUUAAGUGACUUCACCUUUUGCAUUUACAAUAAGAUGCAUAAAUAACUGUAACAAGCUAUAACAGACAUUGCUUCAGCAUCUAACCCU